AUGCCUCCUUCUUCCAUGGAGAUAGCCGUCCUGCUGCUCGGCGUCCUGGCUCUGGAGACGCGCCGGAGCGCCACCAGCGCGCAGCACAUCCAACACGCGUUCGCGUCUCCAAACCGCACCAAUAACUUCGCGGUGGACCCGGUGUCCAGGAAAGUCUACCUGGCCACCGUGAACACGAUUUACCAGCUCAACGGGACCUUGAGCGUGGAGGUGGAGAAGAGGACAGGGCCGGUGGAGGACAACCUGUUGUGCCACGCGCCGCAGCUGCCUCAGGCUCCGUGCGAGCAUCCCAAGUCCCUCACGGACAACUACAACAAGCUGCUGGAGCUGGACCGAGACCAGGGGGUCGUGGUGGUCUGUGGGUCUGUCUACCAGGGCUUCUGUGAGCUGAGGAGGCUCGGGAACAUUUCGGAGAUCGCGGUGGAGUUCCCACCUCAGGGCGAGAAGACAGUUUUCCCCAGCAUGCUCAACAUCGCCGCCAACCACCCGAACGCGUCCACGGUCGGACUCAUCUUCAAGAGCCACGGGGGGAACACCCGAAUUCUGGUGGGGGCCACAUACACGGGGGCCGGGACCCAGUUCUUCCCCAAGAACCACAGCAAGGAGGACCUGCGCUUUGAGAACACCCCGGAGAUCGCCAUCCGCUCCCUGAACAUCCAGGACCUGCCCAGACUCUUCACCUACGACAUCAACCCCUCGGAGGACAACGUGUUCAAGAUCAAACAGGAGGUCAAAGCCAAGAACAAGCUCAACUUCGUGCACGCCUUCACCCAGAAGACUUACUCCUACAUUGCCUUUAACAAUGACGCCAAAAUGGGCCACAAGGAGAGCCAGCCCAACAGCAUCCUGUCCAGGAUCUGUCUGGAUACAGAGAGCCCCCGAAAGCCCACCGGGCCGGAGAGCAGGAAGCUCACGGAGUCCUACAUCCAGAUGCCCCUGCAGUGUGGGCCGAGCGGGAACAUCUACAACCGCCUGCUGUCCGUCUACCCCGCAGAGGUGGGCACGGCGGGGGACGCGAGGGGCCCGGAGCCCUACCUGUUCGGGGUGUUCUCCAAGGCGGACAGGACGUCGGCCCUGUGCGCCUUUAGGUUCCGAGACAUCGAGGAGGAGAUCCGACAGGCCCGCAAGAACUGCUCCAACUCCCCCAGCAGCGACGUGCAGGUGCUGGACAGCGUCAUCCAGGGCUCCGGGGCCGCGUGCAUUCAGAAGGGGAACCUGGUGUUGCAGCCCGAGCAGCUGGACUGUGGCGCAGCCCACCUGCAGCACCCUCUGGCCCUCCGGAGACCCCUCAGGGCCAUUCCCCUUUUCGGAGACUCGGGCCUCAGCUCCGUCUCAGUGGACAGCGUGCACGACCACACCGUGGUGUUCCUGGGAACCAGUAAUGGACGACUUCAUAAGCUGACCCUCCGGGCGAACAUGACCGUGGCCAAUAAGAGGACACUGACACUUCUCGCCAGUGAAGCAGUCCACCACAUCAUGACCUUUGACCCCAACGACAGCAACUUUCUUUACGUCAUGACCUCUCACCAUAUGCUGAGAGUGAAAGUGGCACAGUGUGACCAGUGGAAGAGUUGCAGAGACUGUUUGGGAGCAGGAGACGCCCACUGUGGCUGGUGCACCUUAGAGAACAGAUGUACCAUCCAGAAGGAAUGUGUUCGAGGGCUGCUGGCUCGCUCCUGGAUCACUGUGGGCGAAGGUCCCCAGCAGUGUCCCUCCAUCACCCUGACACCUCCGGAGAUCAGCAUCUCUGCCGACAUCAAGGAUGUUGGCAUCCUGAUAAACGGCAGCGUUCCCGAUCUGAUAGGCUCACGGGUGGAGUGUGAGUACUGGCCCGGGGUUUCUACUGCUGCCACGUUACACCUGGAUUAUGGUCCCGCUCAAAUUCAAACGUGUCCCUCACUACCUCGAGAAAACUACCAACCCAUUCCUCCAGGCAAAGAUCACCUGACUGUUUCUGUGGCGAUCAAAGUUAACGGCACGUCUGUUGUAUCUGGGAACUUCAUCAUCUACGACUGCGAGAGGACUGGAGCAAUACACCCAAAGACACCAUGCAUGAGCUGCCUGAGCACGAGGUGGAAGUGUUACUGGGACCAAGAGAACCACCUAUGCCUCUCCAACAAAGAAGAGUCAAAGCCCAACCUGAUAGAAAGUGCAGCUUCCUGUCCCCGCCUAAUCGCCUCAGAGGUUCCUCCAUCGGCAUCAGGAGAGGCCCAGGACUUCACCCUAUCCCUGAGCAACAUCCAGGAGAGGGAGAAGCUGGACUGUGACUUUGGAACAGAGCAGCGCUAUGAGGCCGUGUGGCUGGACAACUCAACUGUCAAGUGCACCGGCGUGACGCUGUCCACCAGUCAGAGGAGUCAGGUUUACCACCUCAACCUCAGGAGGAGAGGAGACUUCAGCAGUCAGAGGAAGGAUAUAUUUCUUGACAGCCCUCAGCCCAUGAAAGUGGAGGUGUACAACUGUGGAGUGGGCAGUUCGGACUGUUCCCAGUGCUGGGGCCGUGAGGAUCAGGGACAUCUCUGUGGCUGGUGUGAAAACAGCUGCAGGCUGAGGGGUGACUGUCAGUCUAUCAGGGACCAGUGUCCUGCUCCUGAGAUCCACAAGAUCUCCCCCCUGAGGGGCCCUGCUGAAGGAGGGACCCUGCUCACAGUGCAAGGCAGGAACCUGGGUCGAAGACCUGCGGGAGUGCACAUCCUGAUAGGCGAUGUUCCUUGUGACCUGCUGCCUGAGCGUUACACCGUCUCCGUAGAGCUCGUGUGCCGCACUGGGAGGGCUGCAUACGACAGGAUGGAGUUUGUCCAAGUGGACGUGAAACAGAGUGGAACAGGAACGUCAAAGGAGAAGUUUUCAUAUUUAGUUCCAAAGCUGCUGUCCAUAGAGCCCGAAAAAGGUUCCUGUGCUGGAGGAACGAGAGUCACCCUCAGUGGAGAACAUUUGGAUAUUGGCUCUCAAGUUAGAGUCAAGGUCAACAACACACUGGAAUGCAACAUCACAGAGAAAACUGAUGAAACGGUUGAAUGCAUCAUGCCUCCAGCCCUGCAGGCUCACGCCGAGUCAGUGCUGGUGUGUGUAGAGUUCGAGGACCAUCCAUGUGAUGGUUUUGAGCUCAGCACCAUAUACACCUACGAGAAGAACCCCACUAUCGUCUCCAUCCAUCCAAAAAGGAGCUUCCUCAGUGGUGGCAGGACCAUCACUGUGACCGGCCAGAGUUUUGAUCUGGUGCAGAGCGUCACAAUGAAAGUGCUGAGAAUUGGGCAAACGCCCUGUGCUGUGCUCUCCCCCUCCACCAUCAUCUGUCCAUCCCCGGCAUCCAGUCAGUCCCAGGAAACCUCAGUGCAGUUCAUCCUGAAUGGAGUCGUCUACUCUGGGGACGGCCCUUCCUCCUCUGUUAAUGAGCCCGAGGAAGAAAACGGGAAACCUCCCAGAGGUAGCUUCCUGUUGGAGUAUGUGGAGGACCCUCAGUUCUUCACCGCCAACAAAGAGAAGCUGAUUAAACACCAUUCAGGAGAGCCACUGACUCUCAUCAUUAAUAAAGUGCCGAGCGACCUGGAGCUGCUGCCUGAGGAAUACUCCGUGAUGAUUGGACCCUAUCCCUGCAACAUCAGCUUCCAUAAUGACCAGCUGUUCCACUGCACCAUGAACGGACUGCUGAGCUCCAGUGAAAGUGAGCUGCCCGUCACUGUGCAAGUGGGGAACUUCCAUAAAAGUAUUGCCAGAGUGCAGCUCGGCGGCAGCGAGCUGGCCAUCGUGGUCUCCAUUGUGGUGUGCUGCGUGCUCCUGCUGCUGUGCACAGUGGCUCUGGUCGUGUACUGCACGAAAAGCCGGCGGGCAGAACGCUACUGGCAGAAAACGCUUCUUCAAAUGGAGGAGAUGGAGUCCCAGAUCAGAGAGGAGAUCCGGAAAGGCUUUGCAGAGCUGCAAACAGACAUGACAGAUCUGACCAAGGAGCUGAAUCGCAGCCAGGGCAUCCCCUUUUUGGAGUACAAACAGUUUGUCACGCGCACGUUCUUCCCCAAGAUGUGUUCGGAUUACGAGAAGAGCCUGGUCCAGCCCACCUAUGAGAAUGACUCUAUGGGACCUCGAGCGCUUCCAGAAACCCACCCCUUGCUGCAGGACUGGCAGGCCACCAACACAACACGGCCUAACGUGGAGGAGGGCAUCACUCUGUUCUCCACUCUGCUCAACAACAAGCACUUCCUCGUCACGUUUGUCCACGCCUUGGAGCAGCAGAAGGACUUUGCUGUUCGAGACAGAUGCAGCCUGGCAUCCCUGCUCACCAUCGCCCUCCAUGGUAAACUUGAGUACUACACGAGCAUCAUGAAAGACCUGCUGGUGGAUCUGAUCGAUGCUUCGGCCUCCAAGAACCCCAAACUGAUGCUGCGCCGCACCGAGUCGGUUGUGGAGAAGAUGCUGACCAACUGGAUGUCCAUAUGCAUGUACAGCUAUCUGAAGGAAACGGUGGGUGAGCCUUUUUUCCUGCUGCUUUGUGCAAUCAAGCAGCAGAUCAACAAGGGCUCCAUAGACGCCAUCACGGGGAAGGCCCGCUACACCCUCAACGAGGAGUGGCUGCUGCGGGAGAACGUAGAGGCCAAGCCACAGAACAUCAACGUGUCCUUCCAGGGCUGUGGCAUGGACUCUCUGUCAGUCAGAGUCAUGAAUACUGACACCAUCUGCCAAGUCAAAGAAAAAAUAAUCGAAGCCUUUUAUAAAAAUCUGCCUUUCUCCCAGUGGCCUCGAGCAGAGGAUGUGGACCUUGAGUGGUUUGACUCGGGCAGCAACAGCAAGCUUCUGCAGGACCUGGACAACUCCUCGGUGAUGGAGGACGGUCGAAAGAAACUCAACACGGUCUUCCAUUACCAGGUCCCAGAGGGAGCAUCGAUGGCCAUGAGCAUGAAAGACAUGAAAGAAAACACCUUGAAUAGAGUUAAAGAUUUGGAUACAGAGAAAUAUGUGCACUUGGUUCUACCUCAUGAUGAGCUAAUAGAGACCAAGAAGUCCCACAGACACAGCCACCGCAAGAAAGUUCUGCCAGAGAUCUAUCUGACACGCCUGCUGUCCACGAAGGGAACUCUUCAGAAGUUCUUAGAUGACCUGUUUCAGGCCAUCCUCAGCAUUCCUCCGGACCGCCCGCCUCUAGCUGUGAAAUACUUUUUUGACUUCCUCGAGGAGCAGGCUGACAAACGGGGCAUCACCGACCCAGACACCCUGCACAUCUGGAAAACUAAUAGUUUACCGCUGCGUUUCUGGGUGAACAUCCUGAAGAACCCUCAGUUUGUGUUUGACAUCGAUAAGACGGAUCACAUGGACGCCUGUCUGUCUGUCAUCGCUCAGGCUUUUAUCGACGCCUGCUCCAUUUCCGACCUGCAGCUAGGCAAGGACUCUCCGACUAACAAGCUGCUGUAUGCCAAGGAGAUCCCAGAGUACAAGAAGAGAGUCCAGUGCUACUACAAGCAGAUCCAAGAGAUGGCCCCUCUCAGCGAGCAGGAGAUGAACGCUCACCUGGCCGAGGAGUCGAGAAAGUACAGAAACGAGUUCAACACCAACCUGGCCUUGACAGAAAUCUACAAAUAUGCCAAGAAAUACAGAAACCAGGUGGUGAACGCUCUGGAGGCCAACCCAACUGCACGUCGCACCCAGCUGCACCACAAGUUUGAUCAGGUCGUUGCGCUCAUGGAGGACAACAUCUACGAGUGCUGCAGCGAAGCCUGAACCUGCCAGUCUCUUCUGCUCGCCAUCUCAUCCCGCUGCCUUCCUCCCGCCUGCACGGUUACUUGGGAGUGCAACUAAGGAGGAAGCGUUCGGGCGUGUCUUUCCCACAGACUGUUACUUUAGCAGCAGAGUAAAGGAUUCAAACCUUAAGCGUCAAACAUGUGUCUCCCAAAUCUUUUCCCACGAAACGAACAGCUACACUUUAGAAGGAACACGUAGGACUUCAGAGCUCUUCCUGGAUGUCUGCACAGUUCUUGGGACCUACAGCAAGCCCUGACGGCAAUCUUUACACACUGAAGCGCCCCUUUUUUGUAAGGGAACGAGCCAAUGAUGCACUGCACUGUAAUAUAAUGUCCAUAGCAAUAUUUAUAGAUGUGUUCUAAUGCUUUCAAGUGACCUGUUCUUCAGGAUUAGUAGGACCACGACAGAUUCCUCUGAUCUCCUAAAGCCUGCAACGUUCUCAGGUCUGCUUGGUGAAGAUGGGUGACGGACUCCCCAUUGGUGCUUUAAACAGUUUGUCCCAGCGUGCUUUGCAGGUUGAUGAUGGGUUGAUGAGAAGAGAGAAGACUAUUAUAAAAAAGACUGAAAACUAUUAAAUGAAAUGUUUUAAUGUAGUUCACUGGGAAGAGCUGCAUCAGUAUACAAGUGUUUAAUCGGUGUGCUUGUGAACGGAUGAGUGUCACGUUGGUUUCUGAUCGAUUUAAAGAGGGAAUUUACAUUGAAGUAAAUGCUGAGCUCUAUAUAAUCUAAGGAGAGACUGUAAUUAUGAUGCCAAAUGAUUUGUUUGUGAAAUAAAUUGCAGGA
This is a messenger RNA of Nematolebias whitei (Rio pearlfish), 6513 nucleotides long. RefSeq names its product plexin D1 (gene plxnd1). Lineage: Eukaryota; Metazoa; Chordata; Actinopteri; Cyprinodontiformes; Rivulidae. The transcript is spliced from 36 exons. Gene Ontology annotation, biological process: regulation of cell migration; regulation of cell shape; negative regulation of cell adhesion. Bases 1 to 5709 code for a protein of 1902 amino acids. Gene Ontology annotation, cellular component: semaphorin receptor complex. Gene Ontology annotation, molecular function: semaphorin receptor activity; protein binding. The record is from RefSeq and is a predicted model, not a curated record.